UCUCAUUUCUUUUUCUUUUUGACGUCACCCCUGUCUUCUUCCUUCUGUAACCACAUCAGCCGCAUCAAGAGGAAGACGAACUUCUGAAGGAGGAGCUACCCUUUAUAAUCAUUAUUCAAGUGCUCCUUCUCUGCGCUGCCAGCCACUCUCUUUCUUUCUAUAUAUUUGAAUAUAUAUAUAUAUAUAUAGAGGGCGAAAAGAAGUUAAAAAAAAAGAGUUGGAUAGGCUAAUGCUGCAUUUGGGACAUUCUCACAUAUCCAAUACUAUGGAUCUUCGGAUUUCUUGUACCUUCAGCUUCCAUUACUACUAUUCUUGCUCUUCUUGCUAUUUCUCCUUGUCUUCUUCUACGUCUUCUUCGUCUUCCUUGUAUUCUGGAAUUGCUGUCUCAGUGCCCAAACCGAUGGUUGAAUCUAAUAUGACGAAACCCUCAUCCUUCAAAUUGACCCCUUUUCCUUUCACUGUCAAGUCUUCUUCGUCUGCUGGAGAAGACGCGUGAUUCACGUUCAUUUAUUUCAUUUGUCUAUCUCUCCCCUACUCCUCCUCUCUUUUAAUCGUUGCUAUUGUACUAUAUUAUUAUAUCAUCGUCUUCAUCUUUUCCUUUUCUUUUAACCAAAUAGAAUCAUCGUGUUCAUAGAAAGCAAUGUUGUGUGUAUCAAUGCCUAGUUUGUAUAGUCAUUCGAUGACUACCACCACUAAUAGUUCAAUUAUGGCGGCGCUUUUGACAAAUUGUUGCAGGUACAGUGAUUGUCGGCGGCUCAGGUAUGGUUAUGAUUGUCGUGGUUACUGGAAUGAGAGUGGCAAAGCCAAGAAGAACAAGUUCGCAACAAAGGCAAAGAGGGGGUCGAAAUUUUCGCCUACGGCUACCUCUGCUCUAGCUAUGACAAGGAAUUUGUCCCGUCCCAACUUAUACCUGGAGGUUCUAAAGGAUGCCAGGGAAAAGUUUACGCAGGAGAUAUCUUUCCAGUCCAAGGACAAGGACAUCUCCAUUUCAAAGGCUCUGCUGUAUGUUGCAGCUGAGGAUGAGGCAUUUAUGGCCUUCAAUCGAGAAAUGGAUGCUUGUUCACUCUUCAGUGAAAGGAGAGAUGCUUCGGUCCCAUCUGAUUCCCAAAAUUGGGAUUGCUUGGAGAUGAUGCCUUUGUCUGGAAAGAGUAUAAACGGGUGGCUGACUGAGUUGGAUGCCAUUGCCAAAGAAGUCGAGGCGGAGUUAGUUUCAAGAGACAUAGGUUGCCAUUUGGUUGAAGUUCUGGAGGCAGUGAAUGUUGUUCUUUUUAAGUCGAGAGGUUUCAAAAGGUCACCUGUGCUUGUUGAUUCAAAGUAUUCUUACCUGCACUCAGUUUUAAGCUGUGGAUGUGGCAGCGCAAUUUUACUUAGCAUAAUUUAUAUUGAGGUUUGUCGAAGACUUAAUCUGACCAUUGUGGGAUCUCGAGUUGGGGAAGACUUUUUGAUUUGGCCCCAAACAGGGAACCCUGAGGAGCUAUUCAAGGUAACUUCGGGACACAGCUUGUUUGGAGUUGUUAAUGGAAGGUGUGUGGAGGACCCCAGAUCAAAGGCCUCAGACUUAAAUAGUAAUUCACUUUUAGGCCUUGAAAUUGCAACAAAUCGAGACAUUAUUGGGAUUGCUUUGGCUAAUAUGAUAAGACUUCAUUGGAAGCGUGCUUCGAAAACAAACCAUGGAUUGAUGCUGACUUCUCCGCUUAGGCCGGUUCAUGAUGCUAGUGAAAAAGUUACCACAACAGAUGAUUCAAAGGUUCCUCUGCUGCGGCCUCAAGAUCUAAGGUUCAAGAUGCUAAUAUUGCAAGAUUAACAUCAGAAUGGGAGAAUUGUGAAACGUGGAUUCAUAAUAUCGUUCACAUAGAUUCUAAUUUUUUACAGAAAGGCUCAUAUUAACGGUUGCGUUUUCAUGUUGUGAUGAUUGAAUUUCUAUAUAUAAACUGUAGCAUACACCAAUGGUCUCUAGCCUAGAUGGUAUAAGCUCUCCUCUCCCUUUGGGGAGGCUGAGUGUUCGAGCCCCGGUGGGGGCAAAAAUAUGAAGUGGGUGUGUGUGUUUGCUCGAACUUUUGGGGAAAGAUAAAAAAAAACUGUGAAGUGUAGCAUACAGUAUUUAGAUGCCAUAAUUCCUAGACUUCCUACUGACUACUCUUUCUUCGUUUUGAUUCAGCCUGUACUCUUAAUAAACAUUUAGUUACACAUUACCAGGUCCAAAAAUCAAAUGGUUAAGUUUAUUUAAUUUAUGCUGCAAAGGACAGAUGCGUAGAUGUAGAUUUGCUUAUUUGGUUAUAUUCUCCUAUAUGCAAGCCCUUUUCUCAUAGUUUCAAGAUGAACCACAGUCUAGCAUUGACCCUUAUGGACCCCCUUACCCUCCAAAAUUUGGUAAAAUGUAGUUGACAAGGGGAUGGGUUAUAUGAUAUUUUCCAACAUGGACAAUAUACUUGGAAGUUCCAAUGGUAUUUGAUUAUUUACUCUAGUCUAAUAAUUAGAUCAACAUGGUAUAUUUAUUUAUUUUUCAUUUAAUAAAGAAAUGUGCCAUAAAACACAGUAAAAUCUUUUUCUUUGCCUAUCAUACAAAAAACAGGUUGUUUUUUAUGGUUAUUCUGGCAUGUGAUGUGAUAUUGAUUUUGGUCACUUAUCUUGAUUCUUGAGCAUAGUGCUACGUUGUAAUCUUUAUACGGGGGACAGAAUUCUAGUGAACAGAUUGCUAUCUAUAUUUUAAUUUGCUACUACCUUUCAUAAGAUAACGGAUGUGGACUAAUGUGUAGAGGCAGUGUCUUACAUACACCUGGCCGCCACCUCCCACAACCACACCCACACCCACACCCACACACACACACACAAAAAAAAAAAAAAAUGAGAGCUAGAGAGAGAGG
Molecule: messenger RNA, 2864 nt
Organism: Cornus florida
Lineage: Eukaryota; Viridiplantae; Streptophyta; Magnoliopsida; Cornales; Cornaceae
Exons: 8
Coding region: 641-1804 (387 amino acids)
Source: RefSeq, a predicted model, not a curated record